Penicillium taxi is the source of this 519-nucleotide messenger RNA. RefSeq lists its product as uncharacterized. Lineage: Eukaryota; Fungi; Ascomycota; Eurotiomycetes; Eurotiales; Aspergillaceae. The transcript is spliced from 2 exons. The record is from RefSeq and is a predicted model, not a curated record. Bases 1 to 519 code for a protein of 172 amino acids.
AUGACGCUUUCAAAUUCCGCUAUUAUCGUUAUCGUCUUAGUGUGCUGUCUGGCCGUUAUAGCUGUCUGCGCAGCCCUAUUUAAGCACUACCAACCCCCCGAAGAGACUACUGUGUCUGCAUAUAAUGCAUCAGUCGAACAAGAUAAAUACAUGAGGACAGUACGGGAACGGAACUAUGGACAUCUGAAACACGCGUCCAUGAGCGGACAGGAUGUCGAAGCUCGAUACUCCCAAGCUGAAUUGAAUGGCGGCUAUCCUUAUGGUCACAACAACCCCAGUCAACAAUUCAGUCAAUACGAGUCUUACUACGGGCCAGAAACUCCGUCUGCUUAUGUCGAGACUCCGUACGUGGAAACUCCCUAUGUGGAAACUCCCUAUGUCGAAACACCUUAUUUGGAACAUGAAGUCAACUACUCAGAAAAGCAACCUCAUGUUGUCGGAAAGGAAGCGCAUGCUACUCAAGAAUCUGAACUUCCUGUCCCCUCUGUCCCUGCUGCGACCGCGAAUACGACUCAUUAA